This is a messenger RNA of Cokeromyces recurvatus, 588 nucleotides long. RefSeq lists its product as uncharacterized. Bases 1 to 588 code for a protein of 195 amino acids. The transcript has 4 exons. The record is from RefSeq and is a predicted model, not a curated record. Lineage: Eukaryota; Fungi; Mucoromycota; Mucoromycetes; Mucorales; Mucoraceae.
AUGACAAUAGAUGAUAAUCAAGCAGAUCAUUUCCUUAAUGUGUAUCAUUCAGCAAGCACAGUAUAUGCAUUUUGUUUAAAUUCAACUGUACAAGAUAAAAUGGCAAUUUGUCUAAAAACGGAAAUUCAAGAGAUUGAUUUAUUAAAAGCAAAUAAUAUCUCUAGUACAUCAUUAGCUAGAACAAGAUCUAUAUCUUCGUUUGGCUUUGGUCAAGAUCAUCAUAUAGACAGUUAUCCUGAUACAGAAGAUGAUGUUUAUUCAUCAGAUAAAGAUCAAGAGUCAAUAAAUACAGCAAAGCAUGUGCCACGAAAGCAAUGUCUUGUACCCUCCUCUAAAGUUUCUAGCUCUUCAACUCCAAUUAUUUCCCCUAGUCGUAUUAUAACUGAAGACCAAAAUGGUUUAAAUAUAGAACAUCUUCAUGAUUCACUUAGAAAAUCAUUAGCAAAAGGAUCAGAUUAUUCAAGAACAAGUCCAAUGCCUAUUGAUAACUCUGAGCGUGAAAAAAUGAUUUUGCUCAAACGAAAUAUUGCUGCUAGUUGUGCAGAGACCCAUCCUAAAUAUCCAUUUUGUAAGAUGAUCUACUGCUAA